GAAGCAGCGAGGAACUUGAACAACAAACUUGCGAGGACUGGUUCAUUCGGUGAUUCCAUUUUAUCUCGAUUGAGCCACACCGUACGGGCACAAACUUACCUGACACCGGGAGAGAAUCGCUGCUGCCUGUCGCCCGGAGUUUUAAUAGCGCCGAUCCUCUCAUUCCUCUCACUAUGGGCUGUGGUGUUGUUACACUGGGAUUUAUCAUUCUUUGUCUUCACUUUGGGCACGUUUCAGGCACUUCAUUGAAACCUGUUACUAACGUAAAGUGGAAAUCAUUCAAUUUUUUCACAAUACUAGAAUGGGAAAAGACUUCGGAAAAUGCAAUGUACACAGUGAGAUUGUCCAGCACGAAUUCUGACUGGAAGAAAAAGCCUGAAUGUACCAUGGUUACAGCCACGAGCUGUGAUCUAACCAGCCUGAUGCAGGACGUAAAUGCCAGCUAUUCUGCAGAGGUGCAAUCCUACAAUACCGACAACACAGGGGGAAUAGAAGAACCUCCUUUUGCCAGAUCUCCCAAAAUCCAGCUUUUGAAGGAUACUCAGAUUGGACAAGCCACGUUCAACAUCACCAAAAAGAAUGAAACUAAAAUUCAGCUGACAAUAACAGAUCCAAUAACCUACAUCAAAUUUCCAAAUAACACUCGAAAAACACUCCGGGAUAUCUAUGGAUCUGAACUUGAAUACAGAAUGGUUUAUUGGAAGGACGGUACAAGUGGCAAGAAAAAGGAAACUGUAAAAGGUCAAGUGAUAGUGAUGGAAAUUGAGCCAGCUUACAGUUACUGCUUCUCCAUUCAGCCUCAUAUCAGAUUACCAUACAAGGAAGGCCAAAAAAGUCUUGACAAAUGCAUACACGCCAACAAAAGCUUCACUACAGAGUAUGGCUUUGGUAUGCUUGCCUUGAUCGGACUCGGAGCACUGCUGCUUCUCAGCAUAAUUAUUGUGAUAACGGUGUACUUGUGCCGACGCAAGACUGUUACAAAUGUACCUGAAACCGAUCCCUUGAAAGCCUAGGCACAGCGUGGAAGAGUGUGUGUGUGUCCUUAACAGCUCUGUUCCAUGAGCUGGUGGGUGAAGCUUCUCUUAAACUGAGGGUCAGAAGCAAAAUGAUUCUUCUGCAAUUGUACCUUACGGUUACGACUGAACAUUCACAGGUGAAUGGAGGAUCCAUAGAUUCGUUUCUGUGAAACAAUAGGACUUACCCAGGUACUAAACACCUGCAGAAUGGUUCCUCUCAUUUUCUAAAGCACUACUUCGCAGACUGUCAAUGAUUGAUGAGGCACUUUCAUUUAUAUUUCUCUUUUGGUUUCUGGGUGAUACUAUGAUGCUGUGAAAUUAUAGAUGUUGUAAAUGUAUUUAAUAACUAAAUUGCAAAUAUUUUUCUUUCUACUGAUGGGCACCUUAAGGAAUCUUGUGUAUAUUGGGGUUUAUUUAUCUUGCAUAUCUUUCAAAGGGAAAUAUAUAUUUUGUAUGAGUAUUCUUAAUUUUUUUAGUAAAAAUAAACUGAGUACUUAAUAAAUGAUGGUGAUGGCAGCUUUGAAA
Hypanus sabinus (Atlantic stingray) is the source of this 1541-nucleotide messenger RNA. RefSeq names its product tissue factor-like. Bases 174 to 1013 code for a protein of 279 amino acids. The record is from RefSeq and is a predicted model, not a curated record. The transcript is spliced from 6 exons. NCBI's taxonomy places the organism in Eukaryota, Metazoa, Chordata, Chondrichthyes, Myliobatiformes, Dasyatidae. Gene Ontology annotation, molecular function: protein binding. Gene Ontology annotation, cellular component: membrane. Gene Ontology annotation, biological process: blood coagulation.